UUGUUAAAGCCAGCAUUAACAAGGCAUUUAACUACAGAAACCUUCCAAUGGCGGCGAGAAACCAAGUCCCACUGAAGGAAAACGGCCUGCAGGAUGGAGGCAGACACGUGGCGGCUCUGGUUCUGGCCCGAGGGGGAAGCAAAGGGAUCAAACUGAAGAACAUCAAACCGCUGGCCGGGAUUCCCCUCCUUGGCUGGGUGCUGAGAGCCGCCAUCGACUCUGGCAUGUUCAACAGCAUCUGGGUGUCGACGGAUCACGAUGAAAUUGAAAAAGUGGCCAAAACCUGGGGGGCCAAAGUCCACCGGAGAAGUCCUGAGGUCUCCAAGGACACGUCUUCAUCCGUGGAAACCAUUCAGGAAUUUCUCAGGAACAACACAGAGGUAGACGUGGUCUGUAACAUCCAGGCUACGUCUCCGUGUCUCCAUCCGUCUCACUUACAGAAGGCCUUGAAGAUGAUCAUGGAGGACGGAUACGAGUCCGUCUUCUCCGUGGUCCGGAGACACGAGUUCCACUGGAAGGAGGUCAAGAAAGGAAGCGGUGAAUUGACGGAGCCAAUAAAUCUGGUUCCUGCGUUGCGUCCCCGCCGUCAGGACUGGGACGGAGAGCUGCAUGAGAACGGCUCAUUUUACAUCAGCAGUAGGGACCUCAUCUUUAAAGAAAAUUCAUUACAGGGCGGGAAGGUGGCCUACUUUGAGAUGGAGCCGGAGCACAGCGUGGACAUCGACGUGGACAUCGACUGGCCACUGGCCGAGCAGAGAGUCCUCAGGUACGGCUACUUUGGUCGGGGAGUUUCCUUAAUUUUCUGUAGAGUGUCCGGAUGUUUGACCGAUGGACGAGUGUUUCUGUCCGUAUCUGGAGAGGACAUGGUGUGUGUCCACAGUAGAGACACCACUGGGCUCCGGAUGCUGCAGAACGACGGAGUUGAGGUGGUGCUGCUGACCUCCAGGGACGACCCUGUGACUCAGUCACUGUCUGGCAAACUGAAGACGAUGUUGAGCUGUGAGGUUGUGGAUGUUGGAGACGAACCGCUGAAGGACGUGCAGGAAGUCAUGGAGCAGAGGAAGCUGAGCUGGAAGAAUGUGGCCUACAUGGGUAAUGACACUUCAGACGCCUCCUGUCUGAACCUGGCGGGUCUGAGCGGCGUUCCUGCCGACGCCUCGAAGGAAGCCGCUAAUGCAGGUUCCUUCGCCUGCCGUCAGGCCGCUGGGAUGGGAGCCCUGAGGGAGUUCGCUGAACACAUCCUCCAGCAGACAGAAAAGGCCAAAAAGCAGAUGAAGCAGGACCGGAUCGACCGCAACAACUUCUAAAGAGAGGAAGGAAAGAUCUGGAAACAUGAAGUCAGAGAAUAGAGUCAUGAGAGAAACAAUGUGAUAUUGGCACCAAGUUCAGCUUUAUUAGGAUGUUAACUCCUUCCUGUGACUCUUGGUGAAGGAAGAUUUAAUGGCCUCAACAAACAGGAGUUUCACUAAAAAGACAGAAUUACAGA
Molecule: messenger RNA, 1486 nt
Organism: Poecilia latipinna (sailfin molly)
Lineage: Eukaryota; Metazoa; Chordata; Actinopteri; Cyprinodontiformes; Poeciliidae
Product: N-acylneuraminate cytidylyltransferase-like
Exons: 8
Coding region: 48-1307 (419 amino acids)
Molecular function (GO): N-acylneuraminate cytidylyltransferase activity
Source: RefSeq, a predicted model, not a curated record